This is a messenger RNA of Funneliformis mosseae, 144 nucleotides long. NCBI's taxonomy places the organism in Eukaryota, Fungi, Glomeromycota, Glomeromycetes, Glomerales, Glomeraceae. The record is from the annotation of a GenBank genome assembly.
GUGUCUAAAACAAUUGAAUGUAAACUUACAGGAAAUAAUGUGAAAGAUGAUAUAAAUGUAGUGGUUUCUUAUGUUAUUCGACUGUUAAAAGCACUAGUUGGAGAAUUAGAGCAACAAAAAUCAAAACGUUCACGUAUGGGUUAG